Molecule: messenger RNA, 1818 nt
Organism: Pipistrellus nathusii (Nathusius's pipistrelle)
Lineage: Eukaryota; Metazoa; Chordata; Mammalia; Chiroptera; Vespertilionidae
Source: the annotation of a GenBank genome assembly
AUGGCCCCGAGGAAAGGAGGCCUGGCCCUGGCUGUGCUGCUGGUCUCCUGGGCAGCGCUGGGCCCCCGGGGCCUGGAGGGAGUGGAGCCUGGAGUGCCAGGGGACACCGAGGGCCUGCAGUGCCCAGCCGUCUGCACCUGCGGCCACGAUGACUACACAGACGAGCCCAGCGUCUUCUGCAGCUCCCGGAACCUCACGUGGCUGCCGGAAGGCCUGCCCGACAGCGCCAGGGCCCUGUGGCUGGAUGGCAACAACUUCUCCUCCAUCCCCGAGGCCGCCUUCCGCAACUUCUCCAGCCUGGGCUUCCUCAACCUGCAGGGCAGCGGGCUGGCCAGCCUGGAGCCCAAGGCGCUGCUGGGCCUGCAGAACCUGUACCACCUGCACCUGGAGCGGAACCAGCUGCGCAGCCUUGGGGCUCGCACCUUCCUGCACACGCCGGCUCUCGCCUCGCUCGGCCUCAACAACAACCUCCUCAGCAGGGUGGACGGGGGCGUCUUCCACGGCCUGGCCAACCUCUGGGACCUCAACCUCGGCUGGAACAGCCUGGCCGUGCUCCCCGACACCGUGUUCCGGGGCCUGGGCAGCCUGCGGGCGCUGGUGCUCGCCGGCAACAAGCUGACCUACCUGCAGCCCCCCCUCUUCCACGGCCUCGGCGAGCUCCGCCAGCUGGACCUGAGCAGGAACGCCCUGCGGGCCAUCAAGGCCAACGUCUUUGUCAAGCUGCCCAGGCUCCAGAAGCUCUACCUAGACCACAACCACAUCGCCGCCAUGGCCCCGGGCGCGUUCCUGGGCCUGAAGGCUCUGCGCUGGCUGGACCUGUCCCACAACCGCGUGGGGGGCCUCCUGGAAGACACCUUCCCGGGCCUGCUGGGCCUGCAUGUCCUGCGCCUCUCGCACAACGCCAUCGCCGGCCUGCGGCCCCGGACCUUCAGGGACCUGCACUUCCUGGAGGAGCUGCGGCUGGGCCACAACCGCGUCCGGCAGCUGCCGGACAAGGCCUUUGAGGGCCUGGGCCAGCUGGAGGUGCUCACGCUCAACGACAACCAGAUCCAGGAGGUCAGGGCGGGAGCCUUCCACGGGCUCGCGCACGUGGCCGUCAUGAACCUCUCCGGCAACUGCCUGCGGAGCCUCCCGGCGCGCGUGUUCCAGGGCCUGGCCAGGCUGCACAGCCUGCACCUGGCGGGCAGCUGCCUGGGCCGCGUCGGCCAGCACACCUUCGCCGGCCUCUCCGGGCUGCGCCGGCUCCUCCUCGGGGACAACGGCAUCGCGGCCAUCGAGGAGCAGAGCCUGUGGGGGCUCCCCGAGCUCCUGGAGCUGGACCUCACCUCAAACCAGCUGACGCAGCUGCCCAGCCAGCUCUUCCGGGGCCUGGGCAAGCUGGAGUACUUGCUCCUGUCCCGCAACCGGCUGUCGGCGCUGCCAGCGGAAGUGCUGGGGCCCCUGCAGUCCACCUUCUGGCUGGACGUCUCGCACAACCACCUGCAGGCCCUGCCCGAGGGCAGCCUGUCGCCGCUGGUGCGGCUGCGCUACCUCAGCCUCAGGAACAACUCGCUGCAGACCUUCGUGCCACAGCCCCCUGGCCUGGAGCGCCUGUGGCUGGAGGGCAACCCCUGGCACUGUGGCUGCCCCCUCCAGGCCCUGCGGGCCUUCGCCCUGCAGCACCCCACUGCUGUGCCCCGCUUUGUCCAGGCCGUUUCCGAAGGGGACGACGGCCAGCGACCCGUGUACACCUACAACAACAUCACCUGCGCCGGCCCCCCCGGCGUCUCGGGGCUGGACCUGCGGGACGUUGGCGAGGACCACUUUACCCACUGCUGA